Messenger RNA from Colletotrichum chrysophilum, 1782 nucleotides. RefSeq lists its product as uncharacterized. NCBI's taxonomy places the organism in Eukaryota, Fungi, Ascomycota, Sordariomycetes, Glomerellales, Glomerellaceae. The transcript is spliced from 4 exons. The record is from RefSeq and is a predicted model, not a curated record. Bases 1 to 1782 code for a protein of 593 amino acids. Gene Ontology annotation, molecular function: hydro-lyase activity.
AUGACCGAGUUCCAAGGCCACAACUACACCAUCAUGCAUACAGAGUUUUACCGCGAGCGUGCACAGCCUGGACAGAUAAUCAUCGGUUCUGAUUCUCAUACCUGUAGUGCGGGCGCUGAUGGAUGUCUUGCUAUUGGCCUAGGCGCCACCGAAGUCACGAUGGCGCUCGUCACUGGCGAGAUCUGGUUCAAGGUUCCAGAGGUUGUUGAGAUUCGCCUGAUCGGCAAACCACGACGAGGUGUAGGCGGGAAGGACAUUAUCCUAUAUAUCCUGCAACAACUCAAGCGCAACACCGUUGCAGCGGACAGAGUUGUAGAGUACACUGGGCCAGGAUGUCGAUGGCUGAGCCCCGACGCACGCUUCGCUGUUGCCAACAUGACAACCGAAUUUGGUGGUAUCACAGGCAUCUUCCAUGCGGAUGAAGUGACCAAGCAGUUCAUCGAUUCCCGAAAGACGGCUCAUCACAAGACCGCUUCUUACUACUUCAAGCCGGACGAAGGUUGUUCAUACGCUGAGUCUCACAUCAUUGACAUAUCUCUGGCGCAACCAUUCGUGGCUCGAUAUCCUAGUCCCGAUGACGUUGUGCCCGUGUCAGAGGUUGCAGGCACAAAUCUCGAUGGCGUAUUCAUCGGCGCAUGCACAACGGCGGAGGAAGAUCUCAUAACGGGAGCAUUGGUCCUGCAAGCUGGUCUCGAGGCAGGAAAGCAGCCCGUUGCGGGAGGAAACCGCCGAGUGGUGCCGGGCAGCCGUCCUAUCGCGGACUACUUGCGAAAGUCUGGGCUCGCAGAGAUCUAUGAACGUGCUGGCUUCACCAUCGGUGUUCCAGGAUGCAGCUAUUGCGUGGGUAUGGGUGCGGAUAUGGCCCAGCCAGGUGAGGUCUGGUUGAGCAGCCAAAACCGCAACUUUGAAAAUCGAAUGGGGAAGGGGGUUAUUGGUAGUUUGGCUUCCGCCGCGACGGUCGCUGCGUCGUCCUUUAACAUGGUCGUGACAUCGCCGCAGGAGCUCAUCGAUCUUGUGCCAGAUGAGCGAUGGAACAGCAUCAAAGGCAAAGGCUCACUUCCCGAGGGACCUCUCACCCAACCGCUCUGGGUCGAGCCACCUGGACAAGACGCCGAGAAACAAGAGGGCGACGAAGAUGAGCAGGAAUUCAAACCGACUGACGUCGGAGUGGGAGACAAUGGGACAACAAGAUCUGGCACUAUCAAGAGCAAAGUCUUUCGACUGGGAGACUUUGUUGACACUGAUGCGCUUGCCCCGGCCCAAUAUCUCCUUACAUCAAAGAAUAACGAACAGUUAGGAAGCCACUGUCUUGAGCACACCACUCCAGAGUUCCGACAGAAGGUCAAAGAAGGUCACGAGGUGGUCGUCGCCGGCAAGGCGUUUGGGUGCGGAUCCAGCCGCCAGGAGUCUGUUCAAUCACUGCUAGGUGCUGGGGUGAAGUGUGUUAUAGCCCAGAGUUUUGCCUUCAUCUACAGCAGGAAUCAGCCAUCUUUGGGACUAUGGGGGUUCAUCAUCAAUGAUGCUCAAUUUUACGAGAAGGCAAACAUGGGAGCGAACAUCGAGAUUGAUCUGGACCGCAAUGUUGUGACAGUUGAUGGGAUGUCUUUCGAUUUCCAGCUUUCUGAGCUUGAGAAGAAGCUUACCAAGAUGGGCGGUAUGACAAAUGCAUUCAACCAAUUUGGACAGCGAAUCUACGACGUCUUGACUGGGCGAAGCUCCAAGAAUGGCAGUGUUCUCAAGGAACCUAAGGUUAAGGCCCCACAGGACGUUUUGGCUUGGUAA